This is a messenger RNA of Setaria italica (foxtail millet), 2436 nucleotides long. RefSeq names its product squamosa promoter-binding-like protein 18. The record is from RefSeq and is a predicted model, not a curated record. The transcript has 3 exons. Bases 863 to 2215 code for a protein of 450 amino acids. Gene Ontology annotation, molecular function: DNA binding. Lineage: Eukaryota; Viridiplantae; Streptophyta; Magnoliopsida; Poales; Poaceae. Gene Ontology annotation, cellular component: nucleus.
CUAUGCAGCAAGCAAAAUCCAUGCGAAAAAGUAGUGUUAUAAAAUUGGUGGUAUGAUAUGGGGGUGUGGGAGUGUGUCCACUCCACACCGCCAAGCGAGGCUGAUCUCCCCCCAGCUGCCCUGGGCUGACUCGAGUCGAGUUGGGAGUCCCCUCCAUAGCUGAGCGCCUGAGCUGAGGUGAUAUAGCUCUCCCUCCCUCCACAUACACUGAUACGCCUGCGCUGCACUUGCCUCUGCGAGCAAGUACUGACUGCCCCCCCCAGUUCCUCUGGCCUGUGGCCACUGGCCGCCUGCCUCGUCCUCGGUGGUGGUGGUGGUCUCGCUGCUGUCUCCCUCUGCGGAGCGGCGUGGUGGUGUGUGCUCUCUUCCUCUCCUCGCUAUAAGCUCUGCGGCAUCGUCCGUUUCGCUCGCUUCUCCACCUCGUCGUCUCGUUCUCCCUGCACACAGCACAGCUCAGCUCGGCUCGAGGGUUUCUCUCUCCUCCCUAUCAGGAUAAGCUCCCUCUGCGGUAGGUCCCUGCCGAUCUGUGGCAUUUGCCCUGUUCCCGUGCUUGAUUUGUUGGCUUCUGAGCUGCGGUGGUGGUGCCCCCCCGGGGGCAAUAACUCCCCUUGGUUGGCUGCCACCCUCCCCGCGGCAGAGCGGCCUAUAGGAUGAGUGGGACGGGGGAGGAGGGGGAGCCCAGCAGACCGGCCGCGCCAGUGUCCUGACCGUGAACGACACACCACAGGGUGCUCUCCAGCUCCAGCUCCACGGGCACGGGCGGUGGCUGCCUCUCUCUCUCUGCUGCUUGUUGCUCAGUGGCCGGGAGGAAACAGACGGUGGAGAGAGAGCUCGCCUGGCCCCCGCGCGCGGCGCUCCGUCCAUGGAUUGGGAUCUCAAGAUGCCGGUCUCGUGGGACCUGGCCGAGCUGGAGCACGACGCCGUGCCGGCCAUCGCCGCCGCCGCCGCGCCUCCCGCCGCGGCGGCGUCGGGCAUUGCGACCGUGGCGGCGGCAGCGGCAUCGGCGCGCGGGGCGCCGAGCCGGGCGGAGUGCUCCGUCGACCUCAAGCUCGGCGGGCUGGGCGAGUUCGGCGCCGCAGACCGGAUGAAGGAGCCGGCGGCGCCUGUGUCGGCGGCCGCGGCGGCGGUGGUUCCGUCCGCGAGCCCGAUGAAGCGCCCGCGUUCGGGCGCCGGCGGCGCAGGCGGGGCGCAGUGCCCGUCGUGCGCGGUGGACGGGUGCAAGGCCGACCUCAGCAAGUGCCGCGACUACCACCGCCGCCACAAGGUCUGCGAGGCGCACUCCAAGACGCCCGUCGUCGUCGUCUCCGGCCGCGAGAUGCGCUUCUGCCAGCAGUGCAGCAGGUUUCACUUACUCGCAGAGUUUGAUGACGCUAAGCGUAGCUGUAGAAAGAGGCUUGAUGGGCACAACCGGCGUCGCAGGAAGCCACAGCCAGAUACCAUGAACUCUGGGAGCUUUAUGACGAGUCAACAAGGCUUAUUUUCGAGUGCAGGGACAAGGUUCUCGUCAUUCCCGGCUCCAAGGCCGGAGGCGAGCUGGUCUGGGGUCAUCAAGUCCGAGGACAGCUCAUACUACACGCACCACCAGGUCCUCAGCGCCAGGCCGCACUUCGCCGGCUCGGCGGCGGCGGCCUACUCCAAGGAAGGGCGGCGCUUCCCGUUCCUCCAGGACGGCGACCAGGUCAGCUUCGGCGCUGGCGCGGCGGCGGCGGCGCUCGAGGCCUCCACGGCGUGCCAGCCCCUCCUCAAGACGGUGGCACCCCCGCCGCCGCCGCCCGAGAGCAGCAGCAGCAACAAGAUCUUCUCCGACGGGCUCACCCCCGUGCUCGACUCGGAUUGUGCUCUCUCUCUUCUGUCAUCCCCCGCCAACUCCUCCAGCGUCGACGUCAGCCGCAUGGUCCAGCCGACGGAGCACAUCCCCGUGGCGCAGCCCCUCGUCCCCAACCUGCACCAGCACCAGCAGCAGCACCACCACCACCAGUUCGGCGGCUCCCCCGGCUGGUUCGCCUGCUCGCAGGCCGGCUCCAGCGGCGUCACCGCCGCCGCGGGCGCCGGCGGGUUCGCCGCCUGCCCCGGCGGCGUGGAGGGCGAGCCGCUGAACACCAUCCUGGUCCCGAGCUCCGACGGCCACGAGAUGAACUACCACGGCAUCUUCCACGUCGGCGGCGAGGGCUCCUCCGACGGGACGUCCCCGUCGCUCCCCUUCUCGUGGCAGUAGCUCCUCUCUCGGUGGCCAGUAGUGUGACCUCGAGUUCUCGCGUUGUGUAGUUGUUCAGCUGUAGCGAUCAUCAGUUCCCCCUGUUCUUUCCGUGUUUAUUCUCUGCUCCCCCCGUUCUAUUUCUCCAGUCAUUUGUUCGUUCCUUCGUUUUGCCUUCAUGGUUCAACCUGGGGAAAACUCGCAUAAAAUCAGUGCUAAAUUUUCUGGAAUCGUUUCGAUAU